Mytilinidion resinicola is the source of this 1531-nucleotide messenger RNA. RefSeq lists its product as uncharacterized. The record is from RefSeq and is a predicted model, not a curated record. Lineage: Eukaryota; Fungi; Ascomycota; Dothideomycetes; Mytilinidiales; Mytilinidiaceae. The transcript is spliced from 7 exons. Bases 1 to 1398 code for a protein of 465 amino acids.
AUGUCCUGGGCGUUGUCAUCGCCACCACAACGUCCAUUCAUCUUGCAUAUACCCAAGGAUGAACAUAAAUGCAACACUACGUUUGAUCCUCAUAGUGAUAUUGGCAUGUUCAUGUCUCCGGAGGCAGCUGAAAAAUCACUUUGGUGCGACGAUGACGGUAACUCUUGGUAUUUGCUUAAUGCUCAUUACAAAGGCUGUGAACAUAAUACGGAGGCGCCGUGUUCUGGCUUUUAUUUCGAAGCAUUGGCUGGGGCCGAUGAAGAAACUCUCGACGGCGUAGCAUUUGGAGGGAUCACGAUUCAGAGUAUCAUUACUUCUAGUUGGGCUGGCUUCAAAUUGAAUGGCUACCAAAAUGAAUAUUCGGUCGAUACCAGUUUCUUCAAUUUUACGAUAUGCUUCGACUAUAAUGAGGCUGUUAACACAAUCUCUGCUGAUCCUGGACAAUCAGAUGAUCCAUGCGGACCUAAACGGAGUGGCGCUCCUGCCCCAGGGCCAUCAGAUCCAGCCCCUGGUGCUUUCGUUCACGGGGAAUGUAAAGUACAUGUCAAGGAAUAUGCGAGAAAUAAUGGCGACACAAAUCUCCUGGACAAUUACCAAAUGGAAAUCACCAUCUUCGACCAAGACAACAACCUUGUCGGGGAAGCCGCCAAAGAAACCGCAGAAGCUCCUUUGAUAGUCGCCAACAGCGUCCUGCCCUACCAACUCAUCGUCACAGCUGACGGGCCCGGCGACGCCGACGACUCCAUCGUCGAGUUCUGGUACUCCAACCAAUGGUGGACCAGCGUUGAUCAAGAGCACAAAUGCGACUUUCAUCCUUGGGACGGCAAGACGCGAGUAGGCGACUGCAACUUUGAUUGCCCGCUUCCAGCGGAGACUCCGCCUCAAUCCGCGACAGUCACACGCGCACUUCCUGCAGGAGCAACAGCUGCUCUCGCGGGGACCGUCAUAUUCACGAAUACGUAUAUCGUUCCUACGUCGUCAGCAGCGGAUCCCUCAUCCACGCCGCCUCCACCGCCUCCCCCGCCUCCCCCUCCCCCGUAUCGAAAAGGCUGGUGCGGCAUGCACGUCCGACAGUACCAGAAGAACGAGAAGGGGCGAAACCCGACUCCAAACUAUGAGCUCGAGGUGACGCUAUUCGACGGCGGCGCCGACGGGCACGGGCAUGACGCGAAACCAAUCGGGAGUCUUGGUAAGUCGGCUGCCCUAAAUAAUCAACCCGUCACCAUCCCAGGAGACCUGGUCGGCUUCACGGUCACUGUGUUCUCUGUCGACAGUGAUGGGAUAGGGUUCAACUACAACGGGCAGGAGUGGUUUAGUGAUAAGGAAGAGGGCAAAAGGUGCAAAAGGUCGCAUUAUGCCAAUGGGCAUCGAGACAUGGAUUGUGGGCUUACUUGCUGAUACGUUUUGGCGACAUGGGUGGUGUUUAUGUUGUAGUUUGUGGGUGGCAGGGCUUUUCAAGUCGGAGUUUAUGAGUCGUGUUGGGGUCCUUAUCUUUAGGGUCAACGACCAUGCGUAAUGUUUGUAUUAUUAC